Molecule: messenger RNA, 2458 nt
Organism: Beta vulgaris subsp. vulgaris (sugar beet)
Lineage: Eukaryota; Viridiplantae; Streptophyta; Magnoliopsida; Caryophyllales; Amaranthaceae
Biological process (GO): spliceosomal complex assembly
Cellular component (GO): U2 snRNP; U2-type prespliceosome; catalytic step 2 spliceosome
Molecular function (GO): mRNA binding
Source: RefSeq, a predicted model, not a curated record
AAUGUGCACAAAAUUCUUGUGGUCAUUGAGCCACUUUUAAUUGAUGAAGACUACUAUGCCCGUGUUGAGGGGAGAGAGAUCAUUUCAAACUUGAGUAAGGCUGCUGGAUUGGCCACUAUGAUCGCUGCCAUGAGACCAGAUAUUGACAAUAUUGACGAGUAUGUGAGGAAUACAACUGCAAGGGCUUUUAGUGUUGUGGCUUCUGCUCUAGGUAUUCCUGCUCUGCUGCCAUUCCUAAAGGCUGUGUGUCAAAGUAAGAAGUCCUGGCAAGCUAGGCACACGGGUAUUAAGAUUGUUCAACAGAUAGCCAUUUUAAUUGGCUGUGCUGUACUGCCACACUUGAGAUCUUUGGUGGAGAUCAUUGAACAUGGUCUCAACGAUGAGAACCAGAAGGUCAGAACAAUUACAGCACUUUCUUUGGCAGCUCUUGCUGAGGCUUCAUCCCCGUAUGGUAUAGAGAGUUUUGACUCUGUAUUGAAACCUUUGUGGAAAGGUAUCAGAUCACACCGUGGAAAGGUCUUGGCUGCAUUCCUUAAGGCAAUUGGUUUUAUCAUUCCAUUGAUGGAUGCUCUUUAUGCUAGCUACUAUACAAAAGAAGUCAUGUUUAUUUUAAUUCGAGAGUUCCAGUCACCAGAUGAAGAAAUGAAGAAGAUUGCUAAAGUGGUUAAACAGUGUGUUAGCACUGAGGGUGUUGAGGCUGAUUAUAUCAGAAGUGAUAUUCUUCCAGAGUUCUUUAGGAACUUCUGGGUCAGGAGAAUGGCACUGGAUAGGAGAAAUUACAAGCAGCUUGUAGAGACUACUGUAGAGAUAGCCAACAAGGUAAGCGUUGCUGAUAUAGUGGGUAGGAUAGUGGAGGAUCUCAAAGAUGAGAGUGAACCCUAUAGGCGUAUGGUUAUGGAGACUAUAGAGAAAGUGGUGACCAACUUGGGGGCAGCCGAUAUUGAUGCUCGUUUGGAGGAACUUCUUAUUGAUGGAAUUCUUUAUGCUGUUCAAGAGGAGACGAGUGAUGAUGCCAAUGUCAUGCUUAAUGGUUUUGGCGCUGUGGUCAAUGCCCUUGGCCAAAGGGUCAAGCCUUACCUCCCUCAGAUAUGUGGUACAAUCAAGUGGCGUUUGAAUAACAAGAGUGCAAAAGUAAGACAGCAGGCUGCCGAUCUUAUCUCUCGAAGAGUGGUUAUGAAACAGUGUGGAGAAGAGCAGCUUAUGGGUCACUUGGGUGUGGUUCUGUAUGAGUACCUCGGAGAGGAGUAUCCUGAAGUGCUGGGUUCAAUCUUGGGAGCACUUAAAGCAAUUGUUAAUGUCAUCGGUAUGACUAAGAUGACUCCCCCAAUUAAAGAUCUGCUCCCCAGGUUGACUCCUAUUCUAAAGAACAGGCAUGAGAAGGUCCAGGAGAACUGCAUUGAUCUUGUGGGGCGUAUUGCCGACCGUGGAGCAGAAUUCGUUCGUGCUAGAGAAUGGAUGAGGAUAUGCUUUGAGCUUCUGGAGAUGCUCAAGGCUCACAAGAAAGGCAUUCGAAGAGCCACUGUCAACACCUUUGGCUACAUUGCCAAAGCUAUUGGACCUCAGGAUGUUUUGGCUACUCUUCUGAACAAUCUUAAGGUUCAAGAGCGACAACAUCGUGUUUGUACCACCGUGGCUAUUGCCAUCGUUGCUGAGACUUGCUCACCUUUCACCGUUUUGCCGGCACUCAUGAAUGAAUACCGUGUUCCAGAGCUGAACGUGCAGAACGGUGUUCUGAAAUCUUUGUCUUUCCUCUUUGAGUAUAUAGGUGAAAUGGGGAAGGAUUACAUCUAUGCAAUGACUCCUCUCCUCGAAGAUGCUCUUAUGGACAGGGACCUUGUUCACCGGCAGACUGCAGCUUCUGCUGUGAAACACAUGGCUCUGGGUGUUGCAGGUUUAGGUUGUGAAGACGCAUUGGUGCACCUUAUGAAUUAUGUCUGGCCCAAUAUCUUCGAGACUUCACCUCACGUCAUCAACGCUGUUACAGAAGCUAUUGAAGGGAUGCGAGUUGCAUUGGGUGCUGCUGCAGUACUGAACUAUUGUCUGCAGGGUUUGUUUCAUCCUGCAAGGAAAGUCAGGGAAGUCUACUGGAAGAUAUACAAUUCCCUUUAUAUCGGUGCACACUGCACAGGAUGCUCUUGUAGCUGCUUACCCCACACUGGAGGAUGAAGGAGAGAACAUUUAUAGUAGACCUGAGUUGUUGAUGUUUGUGUAAAGGUCUGGAUCAGUGAUAUGUGUGUGUGGGGUGAAAAAAUGUCAAAGAAAGAAGGAUAUAGACAAGUUGUGGUUCUUUAUGCUAACAGUGGAAGAGUUAUUAGAGAAAGAAAAUGAAAAACGAGUUUGAUUGAUGCAUGAGUUGCAAUAGCAAGUAGCAACACUUAUUCUGUAAAUUUGUAAGAGUGGUUAUAUUCUAGUUCUAGGAAUAAAAGCUUUGGGUUUAAAAUCUCAGUUCAAACUUCAA